AACUAAACAAACAUUGUACCAGUGCAGUUCACCGUCAGAAUUCAAAUAAACGACAUAGAAAUAAAUAGUGUACAGGAGUCAGUCAGCCCAGCACAGCAGUGUGAAGAAAGUAUCUGACGACCCAGAGCCAACCGGAGCCAACAGGACUUCACUUCACCUCCCGCUAAAUGACGUAGAUUAUAUGCGCCACUGUUGACUUUAAGGAAAAAAUGGCAGCGCGCAGUGGCGAUAAGCGUGGUCUGGAACAUUUAGACGAAUAUGAACCAAAACGAGUCAAAUUGCCACAACGCCUUCAAGAUCGGAUGACAGAAAGGCGACUUGUUGUAAUCCUUGAGGGAGCUACGCUUGAAACUGUAAAGGUGGGUAAAACAUUUGAGUUGCUUAACUGCGAUCAACACAAGAGUAUGAUCCUAAAGAAUGGAAGAGACCCAGGAAAGAUCCGACCAGAUAUAACACAUCAGUGCUUAUUAAUGCUAUUGGACAGCCCAUUGAACAGGGCUGGGCUUCUACAAGUCUACAUUCACACGGAGAAGAACGUCUUAAUAGAAAUCAACCCUCAAACACGUAUUCCACGCACAUUUGCUAGAUUCUGCGGCCUCAUGGUCCAGCUGCUGCAUAAACUGAGCGUACGAGCCGCUGACGGACCACAGCGUCUUUUGAGGACCAUCAAGAACCCCGUUUCUGAUCACCUGCCUCCAGGAUGCCCCCGCAUUGGCACCUCUUUCUCUUCAGGCGAUGCCGUGGCUGCACAGACUGUCGUGCCUGAAGAAGGACCAGCAGCGGUGGUGAUUGGGGCUUUUGCUCACGGCGCAGUGGAUGUGGAUUAUACAGAGAAGACCGUGUCCAUUAGUAACUACCCUCUAUCUGCUGCCCUUACCUGUGCAAAGAUGUGUUCAGCCUUUGAAGAGGUUUGGGGUGUGUUGUGACCUGACAAGCCAGACCUAUGUUUCUCCAGGAAGUAAAGAUGGACUACAUUAUUUGCAAAGGACUACAUUUUUUGCAAAGAAUUUGAUAAUAAAGGCAGUGGUAUAACUGCCUUGAUUCUUGCUCACCCUGAACUGUCAUUUGGUGCAUCUUAGUUUGUUUUUAUAUGUGGGUGCCCUUAAAGGAUUAGAUGAUUUGUAGUUCCAGAUAAAGCAGCUACUGGAAUUUCAUAAUGGAACAAUGCAAGUCUAUCAAAGGCCAGCUCCCCAGAUAUGCUAGAGCACAGCCAACAGGGGAAGUACAUUACAAUGACCUAAUACCAGUUAAAGUAAACAUGUAUUAUGUGCUCAAGAUAUUGGUACCUUUUCAACUGAAUUCCACGGAUGAUUUGUUUUGAGGAAACUGUUGCUCCAUGGGCCAAAUAAACACUUGUGUUUCUUUAUUUUAUAUUCAA
Messenger RNA from Alosa sapidissima (American shad), 1378 nucleotides. RefSeq names its product EMG1 N1-specific pseudouridine methyltransferase (gene emg1). The record is from RefSeq and is a predicted model, not a curated record. The transcript has 5 exons. Gene Ontology annotation, molecular function: rRNA (pseudouridine) methyltransferase activity; rRNA binding. Gene Ontology annotation, biological process: rRNA base methylation. Bases 210 to 926 code for a protein of 238 amino acids. Gene Ontology annotation, cellular component: nucleolus; small-subunit processome. NCBI's taxonomy places the organism in Eukaryota, Metazoa, Chordata, Actinopteri, Clupeiformes, Clupeidae.